GUCAAUAUGCUUUGUUUAUUUAUAUUCAUUACUAUAAAUUAAAUAAUAAAACUUAAUUUUAAUGAAACUACCGAUUUUUCCAUAGUUUUAACUUAGAAGAUGAGUUCUAUUUUGUUAUUAAAAUCAAUGUUAAUUGCAAGUGUUUUGCAAAAGACGCAAAAGCAGAAAAAAAAGAUAAAGGCUAAAAAAUCCCCUGUAGUAAAAGCCAUAUACUCAAAAAUGUGUCGAGUGUGCAAUAAGGAAGUUGGAACUAUUCCAAUUUUCAAAAACAGUUCACAUCCAAACAUAGCAAAAGAAAUUGAGAACUUUGCAGGAGUAACGAUAAACAAAAAAGACAAAUUACCAAAGCAUAUAUGUCAAAAAUGUUUAGAUUUAUUGAAUGGAUGCAUUACUUUCCGGGAAAUGUGCCAAAGGACCAACAAGCAGAUGAUAGAACUUUCCAUUAAAAAAGAAACUGAAAUAACUAGUAAUUAUGAAGCAGACACUGUAGCACUACCAGAGAGUGAUGAAUCAUAUAAUGUACCUUCUCCAGCCUUUUCAGAAGACAAUUCGGAAAUUUGGGGAUGUACAGUAUGCAACAAACAUUUUUCUAAUUUGGAUUCAUACAAUACUCACUUGUCUGAGUGCAUGGAAAAUACACAGAACUGCAAUAAAAGAAAGAGACCUAAAGAAAAAAGUAAAAAUGAAUUUCUCUGUGAUAUUUGUGGGAAGGUUACUCGAUCCAAUGCAAAUCUUAUAGUCCAUAUGAGUAUCCACGAGAAUAUCUUUCCGUUCAAAUGCGAGCAGUGUCCAUACAUGGGCCGCACAAUGGACCUGCUGAAGGUGCACAAGAGAUCUCACUUGACCGACAAGCCGUUCAAGUGUACACAGUGUCCCAAGUCUACCUCCAGCUCUAGCAACCUCGCCAAACAUAUGAGGCAUGUGCAUAGUACAGCCAGAGAUUUUAAGUGUUCUUAUUGUGACAAGGCGUUCAUAUUUCGAUACGACAUGAAGAAACAUGUACGGGACAUACAUUUGCGACAAGGCACCGUUGAAUGCGACCUUUGUUUUAAGAAGUUCAACACAAAGAAAAUAUUACAAGGACAUCGGGUGAAGGUGCAUAAGAUCAAGGGAGAUAGGCACGGCCGCCUGCCCUCCUAUCUGCAAUGUCAACUGGAACAAAACCAAAAUGGCAAUAGCCAGUGGGAGAGACUUAAUAACUGUGAACCCUUAUAGUGUAUUUAGUGUCUAGUGGUAGAUUUGAGUUUAUUUGAGCCACAACUUUUCAAUCUUAUCCCCCCCUUCACCAUUUUACCACCGAACCGCAAGACGUCGGAAGAGUUUCCAUCCUUAUGUCCUCGACAUUCCACCUACACGCACGAAUUAUUUUGCGUCAUCAUUCCUCAUACUCAUGGCUAAGGUUUGGAAUACUCUUCCGCGACCUGUGUUUCCUUCCAAUUACAAUCCGAGUACACUUUUAAAACAAGAGUGACUAGUCAUCUUCUAGGUAAACGCCUCCCAUCUUAGUCCGCAUCAUCACUUUCCAUCAGGUGUGAUUGUGGUCAAGCGCUUGCCUAUAAAAAACCAAUAGCAAUACCACACAGUGUACCCAAGAACUUUUUGACUUGGU
Messenger RNA from Maniola jurtina (meadow brown), 1609 nucleotides. RefSeq names its product zinc finger protein 62 homolog. Gene Ontology annotation, cellular component: nucleus. The record is from RefSeq and is a predicted model, not a curated record. Lineage: Eukaryota; Metazoa; Arthropoda; Insecta; Lepidoptera; Nymphalidae. The transcript has 8 exons. Gene Ontology annotation, molecular function: zinc ion binding. Bases 100 to 1215 code for a protein of 371 amino acids.